This is a messenger RNA of Ustilaginoidea virens, 666 nucleotides long. RefSeq lists its product as uncharacterized. The transcript is spliced from 2 exons. Bases 1 to 666 code for a protein of 221 amino acids. The record is from RefSeq and is a predicted model, not a curated record. NCBI's taxonomy places the organism in Eukaryota, Fungi, Ascomycota, Sordariomycetes, Hypocreales, Clavicipitaceae.
AUGCUCUCGGCCCUCGUCGUCGCCCUCGCCCUCGCCGUCCACAGCGUAUCCGCGCACUUUGGCCUCAUCCAUCCCCCAUGGCGCUUCGACACGCUCUCCAAAGCCGGUGAAGCCAAGUACAGCCAAUGGACGUAUCCCUGCGCCGGCGUCGCGUACAAGUCCGGCAACGUGACGGACUGGCCGGUCGGCGGUGGCGCCCUCAAGCUGGACCUGCACCACGCGUGGACCUACGUCUUCGUCAACCUCGGGCUGGGCGACAACGCGACCAACUUCAACGUCUCGCUGACCCCGGAGUUCUGGAACGUGACCGGCAAGGGGACCCUGUGCGUGGACAAGCUGCCUGUCCCGGUGGCCGUGGAGGACGGCACCCCGGCUUCGCUGCAGGUCGUCACGGUGGGCGAGAGCGGCUCCGCGCUGUACAACUGCGCCGACAUCAGGCUCGUCAAGGACGCCAAGGGCCCGGCGAACUGCACCUCUUCGAGUGGCGUAAAGGUCAGCAGCGUCAGGCAGCAGCAGCAGCAGCAGGGUGGGGGUGGCAACUCGUCCGGCAAUGGGACGACGGGCAGUGACAAGGGCAGUGGUGGUGGUGUUGUUGUCUCUGGCGCAAACAUCUGGGCGCUGGUGACGGCGGCUGGGCUGGCGUACGGCUUCGCGUUGGUUAUUUGA